This is a messenger RNA of Pseudopipra pipra, 3655 nucleotides long. RefSeq names its product sperm acrosome associated 6 (gene SPACA6). NCBI's taxonomy places the organism in Eukaryota, Metazoa, Chordata, Aves, Passeriformes, Pipridae. The record is from RefSeq and is a predicted model, not a curated record. The transcript is spliced from 9 exons. Gene Ontology annotation, biological process: fusion of sperm to egg plasma membrane involved in single fertilization. Bases 2221 to 3543 code for a protein of 440 amino acids.
ACCAACUCCUCAAAUGCUAUUCUUCUCUCUUCUUUGAUGCCUAUGUCGGAGUACCGGUUGUUCACUCCUGUCUCUCUGCUUGGGGAAGGUGAUGUGUCACAGGCCUGGAUUAUCUUUAUCUGGUUGAGCUGCAGUGCCCAGGAGACGUGCUUGGUCUUGCGGGUCUUGGCUGGCUGUUGCUCCUGUGAGGUGGAAGGGCCUGGGGACGAGGGCAGCAAGUGCCCCGAGACCCCCAGCCCUGCCCUGGGGAGCCCAUGGCACAGGCAGGGUCAGCAGGGAGAGCCCCAGUGCCGCCUGCCCGAGCCCGGCUCUGUGCCAGAGCACUGAAGCCCAUCCCAAGGGCCAGGAAGCUCUGCCAGCGGCCCAAGUGCUGCCUGGGCAGUGAGGGCAGUUCACACCCUGACAUCCCUCACAGGGAAUCCAGCCUUUCAUGGAUAGUCAUUUAGCUUGAGCCAGGACUCUCCUCCCAGUUCAGAGACUGGGAGUUUGAGGUUUUUUGGAGUUUUUUUGUUGUGGGGUUUUUUGGGUAUUUUUUCCCUGCUAAGCAGAAUACCUCAUUCUCCUGAUGUUUGGAGUCAGAAUCUUACAGGGAAAGUAAAAGCACUCAAGAAACUUGACUUCUGGAAUUUGCAGUUCUUCUACAAUAUUAUGAGAACAUCUGUAUAAAAGACAGGUCAAGAAAUUCAGGUCAAAUCAAAAAGAUGCAAGUUUCAAUGUAUCAUUCAUGAUCAUUGGCUUUCUGAAGGCAAUUCUGCCUGUGCAGAAUGUGCCUUUCUAGUAGGCACAGAAGAGGACACACCUUCUCCAUUUGUAGAACAAGUCCCAGCUAUCCAUUUUGCCUUCCCAGCAAUUUUAAAAGAGUCCAUCAAACCACUUUUUUCCUCUGAUAGUUAAAAUUGCAGCCCAGGAUAGUUUGGGACAGUACAGAUCGUGCUGCCUGCUGCGCCUCAGCAGGCAAUGGUGGGUUUCUGUCUGGAGUUUAAUGGCCUCAGUCCUCCUUUGGAGUCUCUGGUGUGCCAAUGGUUCAGAGAUCAGCCCACACCGGGGCUAAUUUUCCAUCCUGCUGCUGGGCAGCACUGCUGAGGCAGCCAGGGAUGGAAGGGGCUCUAGGAAUUCCCUUCCCAAGUCCAGCUGAAGCUCAGGAAGUUUUUUGCAGCAUCUACAUCACCUGGCAAGGUCUCCAACUUUUCCUGGCUUCAGCUCAGUUUCUGCUCUGCAGGAGAUGUUUGGCAAGCAUUGAAUUGGAGCAGCCUGAGCUGUUGGAUCCUCCUGUCACUUUUUGUCAUCAUGUGCUGUGUCAGACACCUGCCAUUGAUGGGUCACUAUCUGAGUGUUCAGAAACAGGAGAGGGAUAUAAGUGAACAUUUUUAAGCUGGAUGGAAACAGCAGCUUGAAUUUAUUCAACAUUUUGGCACAUGCCAGGGCAGCUCUGACAGCAUCCUCUGCCUUUUAGUGAUGCUGGGUAAGCACAUGAAUCUUCAGUCUCUUACUCAUUUUUCAGCUGCAGACACCUAAGUGUGUUGCUUCCUGCAUCAGCUCUUGUCCCUGUAAAACCAACAGCCUGUCUCUGAGUCUUUUGCUUUGUAGUAAAUGAUAUUAUUUAUUUCACAGUUUAGUUCACGUACAUUUCCCUCUUUCUCCCCUCCCUGUUUUGGAGAGCUGAGUGAUCUAAUAACUUGAAGGUGCACCAGGGGUGUAUUCCUCUACUCAAGAAUAGAGUAUAGGAGAGAGGCAGAGUUGUCUCCUCGGGGCACACGUACAAACACCGUGUCCCUGACGGUCCUAGCCAUGUUUGGCAGCGGUGCUGCCAUCGCCCUGGGAUGGCUCAGUGCCACACUUGAAAGGGAAAAGACGACAUGACAGCCAGGAGGGCUCCGAACAGACUGGUAGCUCAAAGCUAUCGCAGCUUUAUUAAGGUGUGCCACCCUUAUUUAUAGGGUGGGAGGGGAAGGUUCCAGAGACCGGGGAGGAGCAUGGGACAGGCAGGAAUAUAGACCAAUCAGAAGGGAAAGGAGGGAAUAAGGAAAGAGUGGGAGCCAGUAGGGGAAACAUCUGCAAUGCAGCAGAUUAUAACCAAUCAGAAAAUAGGUAAUAAACAUGAAGGGAAAACUGUGAAAACAUUUGAUGUAAACCGGGGUACAAUACAUUUAUAACUUUUGUUAACAAUUCUGUUCAGUCCUAGUCUGUAAAAUAGUCUCAGUCUUCAUAACUGAACACUGAAUGCUUAGAAUCCAUGUCCUCCUCUGUCGCCGCUUCAGCUAUGGUCUCUCGCAGCUGCCUUCUCCACCUUGCAAACUUCUCCUUUUCCUCCUCCGUGCUCCCCGCAGCUCAGUUUCCAGCUCAGACUCAGUGCAAGGGUUGCCUGCACGUUUCUUGCUGCGUUCUGCUCACACCUUUGGCUGCUGUGAGCUCCAUGUGGCUGCCUCGAGUAUGACCUCAUGCCUUAUCUGGUUCCCUGGUGACCCAGGUGCCCAGGCUCCACUUUGGAACCCCGCUGUUGCCCAAGGAACUCGGCAUUUGGGUGCUAGGUCUGGGGUCAUGGGGUGGUGGUGGGUGGCCCUGAUGCUGGUGCUGGUCCCCUGGCGCCCUAGAAAUGCUGGUUUGUGGCUGUGGGUGGCCCUGGUGCUCUGCCUCCCUGGGGUGCACUCCUGCCUGCUCUGCUUUGGGCCCCCCAAAAUGCGGGAACAGCUCUGCCGUGAGAUUACUGGGGCCUCUGCCAAUAACCCCAAAAAUAAAAAAUGCCAAGAGGACCUUGUUGAGGCUGCUAAACCACUUGCCUCUGUCUCUGUGGGGGCCGGGCAGCAUGACGAACUUCGAGACAUUGUCUUGGAUGCUCUGUAUUAUGUAGAGGAGCAAAAGAACAAGAAGCCCUUAAACAAGUCCCUGCAGGAAGCUGUCGACACAAUCUGGGUGAAGCUGAGCCGGAUGACAAAAGUUCCAGCCUGCGUCCCACCCUGUGGAUUCCAGCCCGAUGCCCGUGUCUUCCAGUGUGCUACCUGUCACUUUGCGGACUGCGAGUUUCCCCUGGACUGCCCAGUGCAGGACCUGCAGACCUACACGGAUGAGACCAUCGUGCUGCUCUGUGACGUGCCCUUCUCCUUCCCCGGCAGCCUGCCCGUCACCUGGAUGUAUGUCCCAAAUCUGCGCACACAGGACGUGUCACUGUUCAAGGAGCUGAAGGGGAAUCCAAAGAACCCCUCCAGCCUGACCAUCGAGGAGCCCGCUCCAGGAACUGUUGCCUGUCGCCUGGGGGAAGUUUCCAAGCCCUUUGUCCGCAAGUUCUUCUACCUCAAUGUGUCAGAGGGGAGCGUGGAGGAAGAGAGAGGGCUCCAGGCUGUGUUCAGUACUGUGCUGCACUGGCUCCACAACGAGACCCCCCUGGUUCCCGUACCAACAAUGGGGCUGGCACUGGGAGUUGCCUCCAUGGCGCUUGUGCUGCUGGUGGUGGCCCUGUGGCAAUGUGCCCGCUGGACAUCCCGCAGGCGUGAACAACAGGGAACCCCGGAGGAUUCCGGAUCCCCGGAUUCACCCUUGGGACCUUAACACAUGGAUUCAUCCCCAAGGACCAACAUUUCUGCAUUUGGUUUUCUUGUGCUGGUUGUGCAAAUGGGAACAGUCUAGAAACAUAAAUACAGAGUUCUGAGAAUCUGGAUUA